Messenger RNA from Myotis davidii, 889 nucleotides. Its product is annotated as carcinoembryonic antigen-related cell adhesion molecule 8. Lineage: Eukaryota; Metazoa; Chordata; Mammalia; Chiroptera; Vespertilionidae. Bases 13 to 558 code for a protein of 181 amino acids. Gene Ontology annotation, biological process: regulation of immune system process; signal transduction. Gene Ontology annotation, molecular function: protein tyrosine kinase binding. The record is from RefSeq and is a predicted model, not a curated record. Gene Ontology annotation, cellular component: plasma membrane; cell surface. The transcript is spliced from 2 exons.
GGAGGAGGUUCAAUGCACUGGAAGAAAGGACAGCAGAUCCUACGCAACCAGAACAAAGGUGCCUGGGAGUGUUCCUGGGCCCAAGCUCUUCUCACAGAGGGAGGGACGGAACAGACAGCAGACACCAUGGAGUCCCGCUCAGCCCCUGCGCACAGAGGGUGCGUCCCCUGGCAGGGGCUCCUGCUGGCUGCCUCACUCGUAACCCUCUGGAGCCUGCCCACCACUGCCCAGCUCACUAUUGAGUCAGUGCCGCCCAAUGCUGCCGAAGGGAAGGAUGUGCUUCUCCAUGUCCACAACCUGCCUGGGUUUCUUGGAGGCUAUGUCUGGUUCAAAGGGGAAAGUGUGGCCAGCAACCAUCAAAUUGCAUCAUAUAUAAUAGAUACUCAAGAAAUACACCCAGGACCUGCUUACAGCAGUCGAGAGACAAUAUACCCCAAUGGGUCCCUGCUGUUCCAGAACGUCACCCUGCAGGAUACAGGGUACUACACUCUACUAGCCAUAAAGAAAAUUUUUCAAGGUGAAAUAGUAACCGGACAGCUCCGUGUAUACCGUGAGUGAUUGCUCUCUGACCUCUGGGUGUCGGGUGGGGUGAAUUCUACUUCACACACAGGACUGACAGCCCUGGACUCUGCCUCCAUCCCCCUCUGCAUCAUCUCCCAGGUUGGGUUUGGGCAUUUAGUGCAGGACACACACAGUGGAGACAAACUUCCUAAGAUCAGAGUUCCCUUCCUGGAUUCCAGCCCUGCAGACAUUCUCCACAGAGAGAAGGGCCAGUCUGAUGGGAGAGACUCAGCAGAGGGAGGCCAGUCUCAUCCAGCCCCUGGACCCCUUCCCAUGACCAUGACCCUGAGACAGGCUCUACAGGAGUGGUUCUCAACCUUCCUAAUGC